Molecule: messenger RNA, 249 nt
Organism: Hippopotamus amphibius kiboko
Lineage: Eukaryota; Metazoa; Chordata; Mammalia; Artiodactyla; Hippopotamidae
Product: TP53-regulated inhibitor of apoptosis 1-like
Exons: 2
Coding region: 1-249 (82 amino acids)
Source: RefSeq, a predicted model, not a curated record
AUGGAGACUGCCACCACCGCGGACUCAGAAGCCGUGAACAGUGUGUGGGAGGCUUGCACUGACAUGAAGUGCUUCAGUCUCUGGUUUGCGGAGAAGUUCCUCAAGGGGAAUGUCUCCGGGGACGCAUGCACCUACCUCUUUAAGCACUACCAGCAGUGUGUUCAGAAAGCAAUAAAGGAGAAGGAACUUCCUAUUGAAGGACUGGAGUUCAUGGGCCGUGACAAAGAAAAGCCUGAAAGCUCUUCUUGA